This is a messenger RNA of Nerophis lumbriciformis (worm pipefish), 2025 nucleotides long. The record is from RefSeq and is a predicted model, not a curated record. NCBI's taxonomy places the organism in Eukaryota, Metazoa, Chordata, Actinopteri, Syngnathiformes, Syngnathidae.
AUGUCAGUUAAAGUGUCGAAUUUAAUCAUUCAGAUCCUGUGUGAAGAGCAAGGCAGUUUGGCCUUUAAGAAGCUGCUAGAAAAACUAGAGCAGAAGUUUACUGUGGCGGAAUCAGUCCUUCAAAAUGUCCUGGUGGACGAAGACAGAAUAGCUCUUCAAAAAGGCGUCCUGGCCCUCCAGCCGGGUGAAGUACUGAGCCAAGAUACCGUGGUUGUGGCCAAAACUUCUUUACGGAUCUGCCAGAAGAAACCUGGCGAGUGUACACAGUGUGACAGUUUGCACCUGUGUAAGUUUUAUGUGCUGGGUACCUGCGUUUUUGGAAUCAAGUGCAAACAGCCACACUCAUUUGCUCAUCCACACAAUACGGAGCUGUUGAAGAGAUUUGAUCUCAUACACCUUUCAGAGAAACAGUUGUUCCAACUGUUACUACAGAAUGACCCCUACCUUCUUCCUGAUAUAUGCUCACACUACAAUCUAGGCGACGGAGCAAGCGGUUUGUGCGAGUUCAGCUCCAGGUGCCACAAGCUUCACGUCUGCAAGCCCUAUUUGACCACAGGAAAAUGUAAACAGGACAACUCGUCGUGUUCCAGAAUCCACAAUAUUGAUGGCAUGUCACACAAGAGUUUUGAAAGACUCAGUCUAGGGAUGAUCAUGAGACUUGCAAAAAUAUACAAAAAUAAAUGCAUCAUCACGGAUCGAAGGCCUGCUGCUGCUGCGGAUGCAAGAAAUUCCGCUGGCUUAAAGGGUGCAGCUAAACCAGUGAGUGAUUCUGAUAAGUUGGAGAUAUGCCUCUUCUCCCUGACAACAUCCUGUGCCUAUAAAGAAAAAUGUGUGCGUGUCCACUGGCAACUACCUUAUAGGUGGCAGGUUUUGGAAAGUUCUGGUUCCUGGAAAGACUUGAAUGGCAUGGAGGCCAUUGAGAAGGCCUAUUGUAACCCAGGAAAAGAGUCAAACAAGGAAGACCAGGAAUUAAGUACAGGGUUUCUUGCAAGAUUGAAGAAUUCUUACACCGUAGGUAGGCCUCAAACUGCCGGUAUACAAACGGUGGACUUCAUAGGGAUGACUUGUAACGGGUCUCCUGUACGCCGCCUGUCCACAGCCUCUUCUGUCACCAAGCCACCUCACUUUAUUCUGACAACACAGUGGCUCUGGUACUGGAAGGAUGAUGAUUGCAAAUGGCAUGAGUAUGGUCAGGACUUCCUUAACACUCUCAAUUCUGAAGAGUUGGAGAAAACGUACAUGGCAGACCAAAAGGCACAAACAUCUUUCUCUGCUGGCACACAACAGUAUGUGAUUCAUUUCAGUCCAGCAGGAACUCGGCCGAUGUAUCAGCAAAAUAUCAAAUAUCUUACCUGGCGGGAGGUCCGAAGGAGGCCUCGCUUUGUGUCCUCUUCUGAUGUGAAAGCCUUGCUAAAGAACUCCAAGUCUUCGGCAGAUGAAGUCCCCCCCCACUGGAACAAGAGUAUGCUACCCGACAUUGGAUACAAGCUUGUGCAAAUUCCCCAAUCUCCCGAGUACAACAGCAUCGAAAGUUUGUUCAAAGCAACAAUGCCACAGAGUAAGAUCCAAAGUAUCAAGAGGAUCCAGAACCCUUCUCUGUGGACUCGCUAUAAUUUGAAGAGAAAAGAAUUGAAGACGAGGAAUUCAGGGAUUCCUGCCUUGGAGCAGUACUUGUUCCACGGUACAAAUGAGAAUAUCACCCAAACCAUCUGUGAACAAAACUUUGACUGGAGGGUGAAUGGCGUCCAUGGCACCGCCUACGGCAAAGGAAGCUACUUUGCCAAACAGGCUUCUUACUCAAACCGCUAUGUCACAGCCACAGGUGCCAUCAAGAGCAUGUUCGUAGCUCUGGUUCUGAUCGGGGAAUACACCAAAGGACACAGCAGUUAUUGCCGGCCACCAGCCAAACCGUUGACCACAACCCUUUAUGAUAGCUGCGUUGAUAAUGAGGCAGCCCCCAAUAUUUUUGUCAUUUUUGAUAGUCAUCAGAUUUAUCCCGAGUACAUUAUUUACUACAGUGGCUAG